UGUACCGAAUAUUGGAUAUUUACAAAGUCCUAACCUUACAUUUUGUAAGGUAGCACGUGUGAUCCGUUAAUUACGCGGUUGCUUUUAAUUAUUAGUAAUAGUUCGUGAAUCUAUUGUUUAUUGAUAGGAGUAAAAUAUUAGCACGAUGCAACACGAUGAUGUUGUGUGGAGUAUUAUUAACAAAUCAUUUUGUUCCUUUAAAGUCAAUACUAAAACUCAAAGGUUCUGCCGAAAUGAAUAUAAUCUGACAGGAUUAUGUAGCAGAUCGUCGUGUCCUCUAGCAAACAGUCAGUAUGCAACUGUUAGGGAAGAGAACGGCAUUAUUUAUCUGUACAUGAGAACUGCUGAAAGGGUCGCGUUUCCAAAAAAUAUGUGGGAAAAGGUGAAAUUGUCAAGAAAUUUUGAGAAGGCGAUACACCAGAUCAAUGAAAACCUUUUGUAUUGGCCGGGUUUUAUAAAGUCCAAGUGUAAACAGAGAUUCUUAAAAAUAACACAAUACCUUAUUCGCAUGAGAAAGUUAAGACUUAGACGGCAGAAAAAAUUAGUGCCCCUGCAACGAAAGAUUGAAAGAAGAGAGAGGCGCAGAGAAGAAAAGGCUCUUGUUGCUGCAAGAUUAGAAAAUGCCAUCGAGAAGCAACUCAUGGAAAGGCUGAAACAGGGCAUGUACAAUGAUGUUUACAACUUCCCACAAAAGGUGUUUGACAAAGCUGUCGAAGCAGUGGAAGUUGAUAGAGAAAGCGAAGCAGAAAGUACAGAUGAGGAGGAAAGAGAACAGCAGAUUGAAAGAGAGGUGGAAGUGGAAUUGGAAGCCGAUGAAAGACAGGCUCAAAGAAAUACACAUUACAUCGAAGCUGAUAGCGAUAUAGAAGAUGAAGACGAUGACUAUGAAUUUGAAAACAUUUCAAUGGAUGAAGACAGUGAUUCGGGUCAAAAGGAAAAAGUGGAAUUAUUGGAUAGUUUUGAGUCUGACGUCACUGAUAUAGAAGAUACAUUACCAUCUACGAGUAAGAAAUCUCAUCCGAAGGGUGCAAUUAAAAAGAAUAAAGCAAAGAGUAUAACGAAAUCUCGUCCAAAAGUUGAGAUCGAAUAUGAAAUAGAGGAUGAUUCUCAACUUCAGCGGAUUCGAAAUUAAGCAAAAAUUGUAUUGAACUGUCCAAAACUGUAAUAAUGUAUCUAAUUAAAACAUUUUUUUAUAUCCCA
This is a messenger RNA of Orussus abietinus, 1200 nucleotides long. It is a transcript of the gene Rbm13, whose product is annotated as protein MAK16 homolog A. The record is from RefSeq and is a predicted model, not a curated record. The transcript is spliced from 8 exons. NCBI's taxonomy places the organism in Eukaryota, Metazoa, Arthropoda, Insecta, Hymenoptera, Orussidae. Gene Ontology annotation, cellular component: nucleolus; preribosome, large subunit precursor. Gene Ontology annotation, biological process: maturation of LSU-rRNA; maturation of 5.8S rRNA. Bases 146 to 1132 code for a protein of 328 amino acids.